Messenger RNA from Paramacrobiotus metropolitanus, 2300 nucleotides. Its product is annotated as negative elongation factor D-like. Lineage: Eukaryota; Metazoa; Tardigrada; Eutardigrada; Parachela; Macrobiotidae. Gene Ontology annotation, molecular function: RNA binding. Gene Ontology annotation, cellular component: NELF complex; nucleus. Gene Ontology annotation, biological process: negative regulation of transcription elongation by RNA polymerase II. The transcript has 3 exons. The coding region runs from base 285 to 2096 and encodes 603 amino acids. The record is from RefSeq and is a predicted model, not a curated record.
AUCACUAGGAAAACUAGAAAUUUAUUUGUUUUUUGUGCUACUGUACAUUGUGUACAAUCUCUGAGCGAACUUUACGGUUUUUAUUACACUUUCACUUAGUAUGCUGCAUUGUAUUUGGCCAUUGCGGCACUGUCCAUUAACUAUUAAGAAAGCAUUAAAUAAAGUUCGACUGGCCAAAGUGAUUUUCUACCAUAUCUGGGAUCCCCGUGUAUCAUCGCGCAUGCCUUCAGUUUUUGGCAGCUCUGUGUACGAUUUUCCUGUACUAUAGUCAGUGGAACUGCGGAAUGGACAGGGACGAUGAGAAUGAUCCGGAGUAUUUCGCCGAAGACGACGGCGACGUGCACGACGAUGCAGCUGAUCACGACAUGGACGACGACGCGGAUGAACCGUCGUCACUCGAUCACACCAGUCUGGAGUUCUCCACAUCCGCACCCGCCGCCGAAAUCCGUGAUUUCUGCUUAAGCAAAUUCCGUACCAUGGAUUUCAUUAUGGAGCCGUCGUUGAUGGAGUUCCUGAAUCGGUAUUUUGCAUCGGAUGGUGAUGCGGCCUCAGCGAUCGAAGCACUGUCGACGUCCUACGAAGGACUGGCGCAGUAUGUGAAUCUGUUCGCCGAGUGGCUGAUCAUUCUGGGCGAUGAGCCGACGAAAGUGAAGGAACUAAUUGAGAACUACAUGGAAAAUAUCCUGGUGAGCAGUUUUGAUCCGCGCAAAGCCGAUCGGAUUUUCCUGCAGGAAGGCGGCAAUACACAUUGGUUAAAUGAUCUAAUUCAGCAUAAACACUGGCGGAAAAUGAUCUAUAAAUUGGUGGAAACCCAUGGAGAAUCGUUGAUGCUGAAUUUUACCAUCAAAUUGAUUGCUGAUGCUGGACAUCAGAACGAAAUCCCCACGACCAUCACGGCUGUCAGUCAGACGGAUGUUUUCACACGCGUCUUCGACUCAGCCAUGGGCCGACUGAUUGACCGGCAGGAGAACGCUCUGCUGGACUUCGCGCGUCUGGUGGCGAACGGUGAAUCCACAUUCCUCGUCGCCCAGUUGGUGAUGUACAGUCUCGCAUACGAGGCGCCGGGUGGAUUGAAUCUAAUGAGGAUCAUGCAGGAUGUCAGUGACAGUGUGAAAAAUCAACACAUCCUCCACAUUCUCCUCAUUAUUGCCCGUGGUGCGGCCUGGCCGCGUGCUAUGCAAGCCGUCGCUUCCAUGUCGUCCAAGAAGAGCCUGAAUCCGGCAGACAUUCACAUUCUACAUCAGAUGUACAUUAUCGCCAAUCCCGCGGAUUCUCUGGGCCCACCUCCGGUGGCUUUGCUACGCUUCCGGGACUUUCUUGAUUUGUUAGUGGAAAGUCUCUUCAGUUUGGAAUCCAAGAUACCUUCGGAUCACCGCAUCCGUUAUAUAUCGUUGCUGGCUUACGCCGCGUCCGUUGUGGAAAAAUGGACAACACCCAGUAAGAAAUCUCCGAUUCCCAUGCGACUGGAGAUCAAUCGCGACGAUGUGAAAGUCACACAGGAAAUGAUCCGCAAAGCCUUGGAAUUCAUCGCCAAAGGCCCGAAUGAUAUCCACACGGAACUGCAGAAUAUUUUUACGGUUCUGCGCUUUCCCGUUAUCUCCAUGGGAAUGAUUCGCUGGAUUGGGAAAACGGUGAAGCAGGCCAGUUAUUUUAAAUUUGCCGGUGAAUCCCGUAAUACACCGGUGCACUUGAUUAUACUCGAUGAGAUUGCAAGCCUGCAUCCCUAUCUCCACGAGAAAAUCUUGGAUCUGCUAAUGGAAUUGUUUGAAACCGCCUGGCCGCAGAUGGACAUGCUCAUCCGCCUCGAAUUACAGAAAAUGUUUCUGGAUCGGAUGAUCCAUUUGGUCAGUUGUGGAUGUGUACUACCUGUGCUCAGAUUUGUGCGUGCCGCCUACGCCAAACAAGAUACCGAUGUUUCGCUAUUUCGACAUUUUGUUGUGGAGCUGGUUGAUAUUAUGGCGCCGCCUUAUUCAGAUGAGUUAAUGCAGUUGCUGUUGCCUCUUGUCUCGGAUAAAGAUAUUACGGGAACACUACGUACGGCCGAUGGGAAAGAUAGUAUUUCUGUGUUUUUACAGGAUUGCAAAGCUUCAACGUAGUUGGAGUGUUUUCCAGAUUAUUGUUGAUUUCGAUAAUGUUUCUUUGUUCUCAUAUUUUAUCAGUGCUACAGAUUACCGUUUGCUCACGGUAUUUGAAAUUUGAAUACAGUCUGAUGUUCGCACGUGUUGUACAUGAUCAAAAGAACUGUAUAUAGAUAUUUGUCCAAGUAGGUGUGUCCUAAUCCAACAAACGCGACAUGAGUC